GAUUCUCCUGCGCACGUGUACACGCAAUACGCGACGCUUUCGAAACUCAAGUAUCGCAGUCACCAAUUAUCGCAGCUGUCGCAGUAUCCCUACCUACCUCAGCCGCCUUAGAGUGCCUCUGCCCGGGAACGGGAGCAGCUUCUAGGCGUGCAUAAUUACCCCGAUAGGUAUCUCGGAAGCCGUUUCGGCGUUCGCGAGAGACGAGAGAGCGCCACCGCAUCGAAAUCAAGGCGAACGUCAAGGUCAAGUCAAGGGCCUUCGAUAUUCGUCGAGGACGGGCACGAGAAGUUGAUCAAGGACUGGCCGCAGGCGUUCUGCCCUCCUGAUUCUCCAAGCACGGGUACGAAUAGGAGUAGCUUCACUGUUAGUAACAGCGCUCAGAUACGAACGGCGCGUUUGGCUCUGCCGCUGCAUCUGGUUGACCCAAACAGACAUGGGGGUGAGCCGGCCGUUGACGUACCGCAGGGCGGUCGCGCUCAUCGAGGAGUCCCAGACCCUCGACGAGCUUGCGAAAAAUUGGAGAGCCGCCGGUUUUUGGCACCACCCUGAUAAGGGUGGGAAGGGGCCCCAAUUCGCUCUCCUCCAGGAGCUGAUGCUCGAGCGGAAGCACGAGCUUCAGCUAGAAGGUAUUUUUUCUGUUUUUCGGCUUUCCUUUUCUUGUUGUCGCAAGCUACUAGCGUACCAGAUAGUGAUAAGGAUUGUCGCGUGUCCCUCAUCUCUGCGCGGGUGUAUUAAGUCGGCGCAAGUGACUGCUCAGCUGUCUCGUUCUUUCUUUGCAUCAGUAACAAACUGGUCGGCGGGGUAUUGAUAUUGAAAACGGGCUUCACGAUUUUCCCGCUCAGUUUUUGUAUAGUAUGUGGUAAGUUUUUCUCGUGUUUCAUUAUCCGCUGGGAAGCUCUACGCUUCGCUCAUCAGAGAAGAACUGACCUAAACUGAUUUAUCUCUGUCCUUGAUACUUGCUCCAGGUGAUUCCAUCGCCGACGAUGAGGACAAAGAAGCCUCAGGCCCAGCUUCAGGCGCAAGUGGGGAAAGCUCAGCUACAGAAGACGUCGCCAGCAUUCGAUCUGACUCUCCGGGGAGUAUCACCAGCGCCGAGGCCGAGCAGUAUGGCCGGGCUGGGGGUGGUACGUUUUUGGCGAUUCUCGACGAAAGCCCUUCCACUCUCGGCAAUGCGUGCGCGACUCCUGUAGACGUGAUUUCGCUGACAUUGCACAACGCUAAUCAAAGCGCAAAGGGAGAGGCGACGCAUCUGCCAGCCCACACGAAUCCACACAACAAGGGAAUACUUACCCCGGUGGCGCCAAUCAACGAGUAUUCACGACUACACCAGAGCGAUUGCGCAGUUGCCCUCUCAGAUUCAGAGCAAGAAUUUGCGAUCGUGAUCCGUGACUCGCCGACCCCGCAUUACUAUCUUUUCCACCCGGGCGCGGAGCUGCUCUUGCAUGUAAAGCCACCGCGCGAGUACUGCGCCGAGGAGAUGUCUGUAUCAGGCGGCGCGCCGUUUGAGCAUCCGAAAAAAGACGAAUCUGCUGCAGCUGCAGUUUGCCGACACGUGC
This is a messenger RNA of Amoebophrya sp. A25, 1556 nucleotides long. The record is from the annotation of a GenBank genome assembly. Lineage: Eukaryota; Dinophyceae; Syndiniales; Amoebophryaceae.